Messenger RNA from Cololabis saira (Pacific saury), 1106 nucleotides. RefSeq names its product putative nuclease HARBI1. NCBI's taxonomy places the organism in Eukaryota, Metazoa, Chordata, Actinopteri, Beloniformes, Belonidae. Bases 16 to 1098 code for a protein of 360 amino acids. The transcript is spliced from 4 exons. The record is from RefSeq and is a predicted model, not a curated record.
UCCAUUGUCACGAACAUGGCAUGUCCUUUUCUUGAAGACCCAAUUGAUGAAGGUGCAGCAUUAUUGCGCAGAGAAUUAAAUAUUCGUCGGGAGAUUGUUAUCAGACCGCGUAUCGAUGUUCUCUCAUUUCCAGACAAGUUUCUUUUUGAGCGGUACCGUUUCACAUCACAGUCCAUCAACUACAUCCACAACCUAAUCCGUCCUCACAUUUGUAACAUAACCAGUCGCAGUCAUGCUCUCACAUCCCACCAGAUAUUGUGUGUUGCGCUGCGUUUCUUUGCCAAUGGACGUUAUUUGUACAAUGUCGGAGAUGCAGAGCACUUGAGCAAGGCAACUGUAUGCAGGGCGGUCAGAAAAGUGUGCCUCGCCCUGAAACGGCUUUUAUCCAUCUUUGUGGUUUUCCCUGGACAUAAACCUGUCCAAGCCAUCAAGGAAGAGUUCCACAGGAUUGCAGGAUUUCCCAGUGUGAUUGGCUGCAUAGAUGGCACACACAUCCCAAUCACAGCUCCCUCACAUAAUGAAGCCGAUUAUGUGAAUAGGAAGUCUACUCACAGCAUAAAUGUGCAGAUCAUAUGUGAUGCUGGAUACAUCAUAUCCAAUGUGGAGGCCAAGUGGCCUGGGUCUGUUCAUGACUCACGGAUAUAUCGUGAGUGUAACCUGAGCAACAGACUGCAGGAUGGAGAGUUUGAUGGCGUUCUGCUGGGUGACAAGGGUUACCCAUGCCAACCUGGCUUGCUGACCCCUUACCCUGACCCUGAACCAGGCCCCCAACAGAACUUUAACCGGGCUCACCGCAGGACGAGAGCCCGCGUGGAGCGUACCAUAGGCCUGCUGAAAGCCCGUUUCCAGUGCCUACGUCACCUCAGGGUGACCCCUGAGAGGGCCUGUGACAUUAUUGUGGCAUGUGUUGUUCUUCAUAAUAUUGCCACUAUUAGAGGAGAACAACACCCUGCCCUACAAAUUGAAGCCCCUGAUGAUGACGACUCCAUCCAGCUGCCAGCUAUCCAGGAUGGUAGAGCAGUCAGAGACGCCAUAUGCCAAGAUCACUUCCAAGAUCAAGUCACCAUCAUCACCACCACCACAGCAGCAGUCAAAUAAAGACAUAA